AUGCUUGAGAAAACUGAAAUCUUUUUCACUGAAAACUCACAUGAAGAUUUAUCUCAACAUGAAUCACCAGAAGCCAAUAUAAAAUAUCAAUUUUACGAUUUUUUUGGGACACUUUUUAAGUCAGGCUAUAUGUCAAAUUUGAACAAAAAGAAACAGAUUUUCAUUGAUGUGGUUAUUAGCAUAAUAUUUUCGCUCCAAUUGAAUUCUUUUUGCUGAUAUUCCAACAUGAGUAUUACCAAUUGAAGCAGUUAUAAAUUUUUUUGGGAAUGUUUAGGAUAUUUUAACAUAGAAAAUCUUUGCGAAUUUUUUGAUAUUUUUGAUGUUUGUUUCUAUGGAGUUUUCGCAUAUGUAUCUUAUGUGAUAUUUAUAAUAUUAUCCUUAGGAAUUUUAAAAAUUUAUUGAAAAUUCACUCCUGAAUACAUUGUCUUGGUCUCUCAAAAAUUCAUUUUCCCAUUAGCUUAUUUUACUUUUAUACCAAUUUUGACAAUACUAGUAGUAGGCUUUAAGUACUUGACAAAUACUCAAACAAAACAAGCCAAAUAUGACACAAAUUCUAAUCUUAAGAGUAUUAGCAUUGGGAUCUAUGGAGCAAUUUUUUGCAUUAUUUAUAUUGCAUUUUUUUUUAUUUUUGCAAUUUCUUAUGAAAUGCUCACAGCAGAGCUUCGUCAUUCCAGCUCAAAAAGAAAUAUAAAAGCGAAAUCUAAUUCUGAGCUCGACAUUUUACUCAUUAUUUUUUAUGGGCUUAUAUGUAUUCUGUACUACUGCUUUGAUGAAAGCACAGUCCUGUAUUUGCAAUGUUUUCAAGCAAUUUUUUCAAGUAUUUUUACCUAUUUAUUUAUAAAAAAUAUGCCUUAUUAUAACACUUACGCAAAUUCUAUUCAAGCUUGUGGACUGUGUAGCCUCUCAGUGACUUCUUUAUCUUUUUUCUUUGCAGAAUUUAUCAAUGAUACCUCUAUCACUAUCAUAUUUUUUUUAUUUUUACAGCCAAUUUUAAUGACCUUAGCAAUUAGGAGAAUCAAAUUAAACCAAAUCAAAAUUCAAAAUUAUUCUUUUAAUAAUCAAUCAGAAUUUGAACUGAAAAUUCGAAAUUUAUUAAUUAAUUAUGAAGAUUCCAACAAAGAUUUGAUUUUUGAAAUGUUUUCAAAAUUUUCAAAUGAUAAUAAUAUCAAAAAAAGCGAUUUAUACGUAAUAUGAGAAACCAAUUUUUGUUUAUAUACGUUAAAUGAUAUCAGACUAGCAAGGGUUAAACUUUUAAAAAUUAAAAAUCUAUAUUCCACAAUAGAAGGCGGUGUGCAAAAAUGGAAAAUCGAUAAAAAAAUAAAAAAUGAGAAUUUAUCAGAUAUGAGAUAUAAAAGUUUCAGAUUCUGUAGAAAAUAUUAUCAACCUUUAUAUCUCUCUUACAAGCAAAUACAGAAAUAUUGAGGUUUUUGAUUUUUACAGUAG
Blepharisma stoltei is the source of this 1443-nucleotide messenger RNA. The record is from the annotation of a GenBank genome assembly. Lineage: Eukaryota; Ciliophora; Heterotrichea; Heterotrichida; Blepharismidae.